UUAUUUGAGGUUAAGUUCUACAAAUAUAAACUAGUAAUCUGUGGGUUAUGUUGUGAUUUGUGAAAACGAAAUUUUUACGGUUUUCGGUAUUGGAAAUUGGAAUUGCUAGAUAGUAAACAAAUAAUAACUUCAGUGAAAAAAUGUUACUUCGCAAUCUAAGAUUCUCAUGCAGACGAUAUUCGCAAGCUGUAACGUUUCGGACAAUAGAAUCUUCGCCUAAACAACACAAUGAAAAACAAAUAGGACUUUUCUACACACUAGAUAAAGACGUAUGUAAACAAUUAUUCGGACAUGGAGGAUUACCUAAAAGCUUUACAAAACAAACCAAAACCUUCACAGAAACCGCUUUGAUGGUCCGGCAGCCGGCUCUAGACAUCAUGGAUUGUAUCAAAGCUAGUGAUUUUGACAAACCAGCAAUAAGAUAUGUCUUGUAUGGGGAGAAAGGAGCUGGUAAAUCACUGACAAUGGCACAUCUCCUUCAUUAUGCACACAGUGAAGGGUUUCUGAUUGUACAUGUGCCUUGGGUGUCAGAAUGGUUACGCAGAGUCCCUCGUCACAAGGAAAUGUCAAACUCCACAUCUCAGGAGGGUUUUGUUGAUAUCCCGUUGGAUGCAGCUGCCUGGUUGUUACAUUUCAAAAUGCAGAAUCAGAAUAUUCUCAAAAGUAGUGAUCUAAGGAUAUCCAAGGACUAUGAGUGGAGCUCUCGAGAGAAGAGUUCGGCAGGUGCACCCUUAGCUGAGCUGGUCGAACUUGGCAUCAACCGCGUCAAAUACGCCUGUGACAUAAUCAAUGUUCUUAUGAAUGAAAUUAAGAUGCUUUCAAGUAAUAAAUUUUGCAAAACAUUUGUAGCAAUUGAUGGUUUCAACAGUUUUCUAUACCCACUGACCAGAUUGAAAACUCCCACCAAGAGGAAAGUCACGCCAGAAGAAGUAUCACUAACUAAACCUUUUAUGGAAAUCACAAAGAAUGAUUGGAGUAAUGGUGUGAUAGUUGUAACUGCUGACCAAAUAGCAGUCCCUGAUGAUCAUCAAGAGAGCUACUUGCCUAAAUACUUACUUUGUAAAAAGGGUUUUGAACACUUAGAUCCAUUUGUGCCUGUUGAAGUCGGAAGAUACACAGAGAGGGAGUAUCUGUCUUGUGCCUCCUACUACAGAGAUAGAUUGUGGAUGAGAGGACCACCAGAAUUGGAAACUGAACUGAAACUUGCCAGUGCCUGUAACCCAUACAGGUUUAUGGAAAUGUGUGCACCACUUUAAAAUAUAUUUAUAAUUAGUACAUUAUACCUAGUUCAAAGACAA
Aricia agestis (brown argus) is the source of this 1298-nucleotide messenger RNA. RefSeq names its product 28S ribosomal protein S29, mitochondrial (gene mRpS29). Bases 141 to 1256 code for a protein of 371 amino acids. Gene Ontology annotation, molecular function: structural constituent of ribosome. Gene Ontology annotation, cellular component: mitochondrial ribosome; mitochondrial small ribosomal subunit. NCBI's taxonomy places the organism in Eukaryota, Metazoa, Arthropoda, Insecta, Lepidoptera, Lycaenidae. Gene Ontology annotation, biological process: apoptotic process. The transcript is spliced from 8 exons. The record is from RefSeq and is a predicted model, not a curated record.